Messenger RNA from Gymnodraco acuticeps, 845 nucleotides. RefSeq names its product girdin-like. The record is from RefSeq and is a predicted model, not a curated record. Lineage: Eukaryota; Metazoa; Chordata; Actinopteri; Perciformes; Bathydraconidae. Bases 78 to 845 code for a protein of 255 amino acids. The transcript is spliced from 2 exons.
AGAUAGCUGCUUUGCGUGAGAGAAACCAGGAACUCCAUUUACAAAAGGAACGUUAUGUUGAGGAGAAAACUGUAGAGAUGGCUGCUUUGCGUGAGAGAAACCAGGAACUCCAUUUACAAAAGGAACGUUAUGUUGAAGAGAACGCUGUAGAGAUGGCUGCUUUGCGUGAGAGAAACCAGGAACUCAAACAAGAGAAGGAACGUUCUGUUGAGGAGAAGGUGGACAAGAAGGAAAAUGAGGUGAAGGUGGAACCAGGAGUGAGGCACAAUGUGAAAAUGAAUGCCCUGGAAAUUGAGCAGAAAGUUUUGCGCGGAAACUAUGAGGAACUGAACAUGAAAUAUGAAAAGUUCCUCAAGAUGCACGAGAAGGACAAAGCAGAGAUGGCCACCUUGCAAAAGGCAAACCAGGAAUUCGAACAACAAAAGGAACGCUGUGUUGAGGAGAAGGAUGCAGAGAUAGCUGCCUUGCUGAAGGAAAACCAAACACUGAAACAAGAGAAGGAGCAUUGUGUUGAGGAGGAGGCGAAGGUGGACAAGAAGGAAAAUGAGGUGAAGGUGGAACCAGAAGUGAGGCACAAUGUUAAAAUAAAUGCCCUGAAAAUUGAGCAGAAAGUUUUGCGCGGAAACUAUGAGGAACUGAACAUGAAAUAUGAAAAGCUCCUCAAGAUGCAUCAGAAUGACAAAGCAGAGGAUCUCAAACAACUGGAAGAACCCUGUGUUAAGGAGAAGGAUGCAGAGAUGGCUGCCUUGCAAAAGACAAACCUUGAACUCAAACAAGAGAAGUUGCGUUGUGUUGAGAUGUCCCCGACGACUACCAAGAAGGCCGCCUUGACAAUGAAACUUUAG